This is a messenger RNA of Terrapene triunguis (Three-toed box turtle), 3088 nucleotides long. RefSeq names its product kirre like nephrin family adhesion molecule 2 (gene KIRREL2). Gene Ontology annotation, biological process: cell-cell adhesion. Gene Ontology annotation, cellular component: cell-cell junction. Gene Ontology annotation, molecular function: cell adhesion molecule binding. Lineage: Eukaryota; Metazoa; Chordata; Testudines; Emydidae. The record is from RefSeq and is a predicted model, not a curated record. Bases 1 to 2064 code for a protein of 687 amino acids. The transcript has 14 exons.
AUGUCAGCCCUGCUUCCCUGCAUCCUGGCCCUGAGCUGCCUCGCCCACAUAGGCUGGGGGGCGUAUUUCUUUCAGCAGCCCAUGGACCAGGUGAUCGUGGCGGGGCAGUCGGUGACGCUGGCCUGCGUGGUUGUGGGCUACCAGGGCAUGGUGCAGUGGACCAAGGAUGGCCUGGCACUGGGCGGAGAGCGAGACCUGCCUGGCUGGUCCCGGUACUCCAUCGUCGGGGAUCCGGCGGCCGGGCAGCACAACCUGAGGAUCGAGUCCGCUGAGCUUGGCGACGACGCUGUGUACGAGUGCCAGGCGACGCAGGCGGCGCUGCGCUCCCAGCGUGCCCAGCUCACGGUGCUCCUACCGCCCAAUGACCCCGUGAUCCAGAACGGCCCCAUCGUCCGGGUCCAGGCCAGUGUGCCCUACAACCUGACCUGCCAGGUGUCUGGUGCCAAGCCUGCCCCUGAGAUCAGCUGGUACCGCAAUGGGCAGCUGCAAGACUCUGCCCUCUAUGCCAAGGCCCUGAUGGAGGAUGGGAAGCGGGCGACGGCCAUCAGCACCCUGCUUCUCACGCCCAGCACCCAGGACAUGGGCAGCGCCUACACCUGCCGCGUCGCCAACCCGGCCGCACCUGCUGGCAAGCAGACCUCCAUCACCCUUGACGUGCUGUACCCCCCCACCGUGAUCCUCUCUGUCCAGCCACAGACUGUCCCGGAGGGGGGUAAGGUCAGCUUCCUCUGCACCGCCACUGCCAACCCCGAGGUGACCGGCUACCGGUGGGCGAAGGGCGGCGCGGUCAUUGCCGAGGCCAAUGGGGACAGCUACGAGGCCAGGGUGGAUCACUCCUUCUUCACCCAGCCUGUGUCCUGCGAGGUGGCCAACGCCGUGGGCAGCACCAAUGUCAGCACCCUGGUGGAUGUGCUGAGCAAUGGCAACACCCUGCACCUAAAGGCCGUGACGCAGGAGGACGCUGGCACCUACGUGUGCAAGGCCAUCGUACCACGCAUCGGUGUGGCUGACAAGGAGGUGACGCUGGCGGUCAACGGGCCCCCCAUCAUCACCACUGAGUCCAGCCAGCAGACGGCGCUGGGGGACAAGGCACGAUUGGAGUGUCUAGUGAGGAGCACGCCCCCCCCUGACCGCAUCGUGUGGGCGUGGGGCGAGCGGGUGCUGGACAGUGGCUCGGAGGAGCGAUUCACAGUGGACACGGCGCUGACGGAGCGGGGGGUGCUCUCGGCCCUGCUCAUCCAGCCCACGCGCCCAGAGGACUUCGCCCUGCCCUACAACUGCACGGCCUGGAACCGCUUUGGGGCCCGCUCGGCGGCCGUCACGCUGCGCCGGCAGGAGGUCCUGCCCAUCAUGAUAAUCGGGGCCUCGGCCGCCGCCGCCAUCACCCUGCUGCUGGUCUUGGUCGUUGGCGUGUCUGUCUGCUGCCUGCGCUGGUGCCACGGGAAAGGAGCCAAACAAGGCACCAAGCUCUCCAAGACGGAUGUCCUGGUGCAGAUCACCACGAGCGACAGCAGCCCUAGCCGACCCAGCGAUACAGAGGAUGAUGUCAAGGAGCCCAUGGCCACGAGCAGCGAGUCCCCGGCCACGUCGCACACGGAGCACAGCGAGAUCCUGGAGGAGGAAGAGGGCAGCCAGGACAUUAAGGACCCCACCAAUGGUUACUACAAGGUCCGUGCUCACGAGGAGCCCCACCUGUCUGGCAGUUUCUCGGAGUACGCCCCGGCCCCGCGCCCCCUCUACGCCGGGUCCCACGCCGCCAUGUUCCCCCCCUCAGGGCAGCCCUACAGCCACCGCUAUACGCUAGGGGCACCCAGCUCCCGCACAGCCUACGAGCCCCACUACCCGCAGGAUGGGGUGUACGGGGGGGGCUACCUCACUGCCCCCUACACCCGGGCUUUCACCAGCUACAUCAAGCCCAGCGCUUACGAGAAGGCAGAGAACGGCUACGAACAGUCAGACCAGGCCAGCAAGGUGUCGGGCGGCUCCCGCUUCUCCUACACCUCCCUCUCGCAACAGUCGGACUACGGGCGGCCCUCCCAGCAGCGCAUGCAGACACAUGUGUGACUCUUCCUACCCAACACACAUCAAGCCAUUGGGGGACAGACACCCAGGGCCGUCCCUGUUGUGGGAGGGGGUUGGUGGAGGUUCGGUUUAGCCAACUGUCUCAAAAUGGCCGACAGGCUAGCUGACUUGUGCUGCUGGAGGUGGAGAUGAGUGACCAUCGGCUGGGGGAAGAGGUUCAAAAUGGCUGUCUCCCCAAUUGACUUUUGCUCCUAGAGGCGGGGAUGAGUGGCUAUUGGCUGGGGGUAGGAAUCAGGGCAUGGGUUCAAAAUAGCUGGCAAGGGGGGUUCAAAAUGGUUGACGGCCCUGUUGACUUCCUCCGUUGGACGUGGGGAUGGAUUCGCACUGGAUAGGGAAGAAGUCACAAGGUUGGAUACACUAAUGCCAUCAAAAAUGGGUUCAAGAUGGCCGACGGCCCAGCUUACUUCUUCAGUUGGGCCUGGUGAUGAAUCCAAUUGGCUGGGGAAGAAGUCCGGCUUAGCCCUGGGACGUUGAGGUGGGUUCAGAAUGGCUGAUGGUCCCAUUCACUUCCUGAAAUUGGCCGGUUGGCUUAGCCUGGGGCUGCCAAGGUGGAUACAAAAUGGCCACCAAGAGGGGCUCAAAAUGGCCAACAGCCCAAUCAGCUUCCUGCAGAGACGAGUGGAGGGAGGAGCCAGUGGAUGUUGGAUUUCUGAAUGGCUUCCCCCACCGCCGUUGGCACUGGAUCAGCCAGGCCUGGAAGCAAGAUGGCGACCGCAGGACCAAGAUGGCAGCUGAUGCUAGGCCCCACCUGCCGGAGUUGCAGGCCCAGUAAAAAUGGCAGCUCUCAGCUUCCUGUGCAGCCUGACCAUGGAGCUCAUGGGGGGCAGUGGACAUAUGCGUGAAUCCCCCUGAUGGCAGCACCCUCCCACGCACCACCAAUGGGGGGGCUGGGUCUGCUGCGCUCUGCCCACCCCCACCUCCUGCUGUGGUGGGACUGGUAGGGGCCCCACAGAUCAAUGGGGCUGGGAGCUAACAGCCCAUGGGGAUACUAAGGGCAGUUUCCUCC